AUGUCAGAAUUUGCACCUAUUUGUAUCUAUUUAGUGAUUAGUCCGCUACUUUCUUUGAUCCUACUCGGUGUUCCUUUUCCAUUUGCUUCCAAUAGUUCGACCUACCCAGAAAAAUUGUCGGCCUACGAAUGUGGUUUCGAUCCUUCCGGUGAUGCCAGAAGUCGUUUCGAUAUACGAUUUUAUCUUGUUUCAAUUUUAUUUAUUAUCCCUGAUCCGGAAGUCACCUUUUUCUUUCCUUGGGCAGUACCUCCCAACAAGAUUGAUUCGUUUGGAUCUUGGUCCAUGAUGGCCUUUUUAUUGAUUUUGACGAUUGGAUCUCUCUAUGAAUGGAAAAGGGGUGCUUCGGAUCGGGAGUAA
Messenger RNA from Eucalyptus grandis, 357 nucleotides. The record is from the annotation of a RefSeq genome assembly. NCBI's taxonomy places the organism in Eukaryota, Viridiplantae, Streptophyta, Magnoliopsida, Myrtales, Myrtaceae.